This is a messenger RNA of Cladophialophora bantiana CBS 173.52, 1581 nucleotides long. RefSeq lists its product as uncharacterized. The record is from RefSeq and is a predicted model, not a curated record. The coding region runs from base 1 to 1581 and encodes 526 amino acids. Lineage: Eukaryota; Fungi; Ascomycota; Eurotiomycetes; Chaetothyriales; Herpotrichiellaceae. The transcript is spliced from 4 exons.
AUGGCUACAGCCAAAUCACUCGGCUCUCCCCCCAAUCGAUGCAUCGCGACCGACCAAUCUGGCAAGCACCGUGUCAUAGCAACGGCCCCGAGCAGACACGAAGGCCCAGGCUCGGGGAAAGCUCCUCAGCUUCCGUUCGUGAUGAUGUCGGCAGCAGAAUUGGAUUUCACCUCAGGGGCCCAGUCGCCUCGGCGCAAGAAGCGGCCCGCAAAGGGCGACCCUCGCCCCCAGUCGACCUUGCCCGUCGUCUCGUUCAGGCCGUUUCCUGACAGAGGCAAUUCGAGGGUGGGCGCGUUUGACGCCCUUCUCAGUAGAAAGACUCCGCCGUCUAUUGCCAUGGCACUCGACUAUCUCUUGCAUACCGAGAUUUCCAAACCAAGCACGAGCGAUCUGCGUCACCAAGUAACACAGGUGUACCUCCCGAUCUUGCAAAUGGCUACGCAGCAUGAAGACCUCUUUGAGGCGCUCAUGGCGUGCGCGCUGGCCUUUCAAGGAAUUCGACGAGGGCGGCUCGGAAUCACACCUGCCAUUGCCUGUCACAGCAGUCGGAGCAUUACAUGCUUGCGGAAAAAGCUCGAUGGCCUCGCGACUUGCCCUGACGACGCCGCCAUAUUGACAACGAUGCUUCUCACCGAUGGGGCGACCAAGUAUGGGACUCGGGCAGAGGUGCUCACUCAUUACAGUGGACUCAGAAAGAUGGUCAACAUGAGAGGCGGACCGGAAGCGUUGGCAGGCAACGCACCUUUGAAGGCGAUGCUUGAAUAUGCUGAGCUCGUUGCCGAAAUGCUGGCGAUUCCCAAAGCAAAUGAAAAGCUCGUAGAACUUGAUGACAACGACAAGCACCAGAGGGCGGACUCUCGCGUGCCAGGAUGGCAAUUGGAUUAUCCUACUCACCCAUUUCCCCCGGGUCUUUGUCACGACAUCUCCAACCUCCCAGAAGGGUUCAGAGAAAUGGCUUUGUCCCUUCGUCUGAGCAGGGAGGUGAUUCGACUGGUCAUCGCCGCCAGUCGUCAAGCCUUCGUCGAAGCGUGGGGGGUUCAUCAGUCGCGGCCUAGGAUCUGCUGUUCGUCGAUGGUGCUGAUGUACUCGAGAAAAUACCUUGGGCAGUCGAGCCGCGUGACGGAGCGUAUUGUUUGCCUGAGCGUGCUGAUAAGCUGCAUGCGCUCCGUGUCGUUUGCAUUCGGGGCGGAAGAACUCCCUCUGCUGGAGCAGCUUGUGUCCCUCGCAGCGCAGCGCGGCUUCGAAGAAUCCAGCGCGGACCAGGAACAUCAUUAUAUGUGGACGGUGAUUAUGACGGCCGAAGCAUGCCGACGAGGGUCGCUUUCCAGCCUGGCGGACCAACUCGUGUGCGAUCUCCUGGAGUCCAAGGCGAGGAAUGGCAUGACGGCGCCUGGCCUCCUCAGCAACUGGACCAGGUUGGAGGGGAUCCUGAAGCGGUAUCUCUGGAGGCAGGACCUGUUGGACGAGUGGAGGAGUGUUUGGGUGACGGCGCUGGGCAACCUGCACUUGGGGGAACGAGGCAAAAUCGUAAAAUGCCCCAGUCCCAGCGUCAGUACAGCCACCAGCCAGCCCUUCUCGUAG